Acanthopagrus latus (yellowfin seabream) is the source of this 4635-nucleotide messenger RNA. Its product is annotated as potassium voltage-gated channel subfamily H member 5-like. Gene Ontology annotation, biological process: regulation of membrane potential; potassium ion transmembrane transport. The transcript has 14 exons. Lineage: Eukaryota; Metazoa; Chordata; Actinopteri; Spariformes; Sparidae. Gene Ontology annotation, cellular component: membrane. The record is from RefSeq and is a predicted model, not a curated record. Gene Ontology annotation, molecular function: voltage-gated potassium channel activity. Bases 488 to 3580 code for a protein of 1030 amino acids.
UCUACAGAGCUCUAUUCAGAGCAGUCUGUUUCUGUGCCUGCACCUUUAAAUGCUAAUGAGCUCCAUCUGUCAACGCCCACUUGGAGAGCUCUUCCUGCUACGUCACUCUCAGGGAGGGGAAGCCCCUUGCGUUAGCAGUUAGCAUGCUAAUGUUUGCGGUGGAUGUAUAUAUGUAUCGCUGUGGCUCGCGGAGAUUUCUUCGUUCAACCGAACCAGUUUGACCCAGAAUCGGACCCAGAAGGAGAGGCUGCUGAAGAAGUACAGACUCUGUGGCUGCAGCAGGACGUUUCAGAAUGGGUCUGCAUCCAUCGGAGGAGCAUUUGAAGGCCAAUUAUGUCACAACGCGGUGCGAAGGCUGUCCCAAUCCGAUUGCUCCUUCUUCUCCCUGUUUCUGGAGGAUGCACCGCUACUAUCCUUCGUGGCCUCACAUAUCCUAAGAUACUUUGCACGCCUGAAAAUAAGAAAGAAAGAGAGAAAAUGGCGAAGGAUGCAGACCCUGAAAUGUGCUCCUGGAGAACACCUGCGACCAGAGACCAGCUUCCUCCUGGGAAACGCCCAGAUCGUGGAGUGGCCUGUAGUUUACAGCAAUGACGGAUUCUGCAAGCUGUCUGGCUUCCACCGGGCUGAGGUCAUGCAGAAGAGCAGCACAUGCAGUUUUAUGUACGGAGAGCUGACGGACAAGAAGACCAUCGACAAAGUGAGACAGACGUUCGACAACUAUGAGUCCAACUGCUUCGAGAUCCUGCUGUACAGAAAGAACAGAAGUCCCGUGUGGUUCUACAUGCAAGUGGCUCCCAUCAGGAACGAGAACGACAAGGUGGUUCUGUUCCUCUGCACGUUUAAAGACAUCACCCUCUUCAAGCAGCCCAUCGAAGACGAAACCACAAAAGGAUGGACCAAGUUUGCGCGGCUGACGCGGGCGCUAACCAACAACCGCAACACGCUGCAGCAGCUGGCGCCCAUCAGCAAACAUGAGGUCACCCAUAAACAGUCCAGACUGGCCGAGGUUCUGCAGCUGAACUCGGACAUCCUCCCGCAGUACAAGCAGGAGGCCCCGAAGACGCCGCCGCACAUCAUCCUCCACUACUGCACCUUCAAGACCACCUGGGACUGGGUCAUCCUCAUCCUCACCUUCUACACGGCCAUCAUGGUGCCGUACAACGUCUCCUUCAAGACCAAGCAGAACAACAUCGUGUGGCUGGUGCUGGACAGCGUGGUGGACGUCAUCUUCCUGGUGGACAUCGUCCUCAACUUCCACACCACCUUCGUGGGCCCCGGCGGGGAGGUCAUCUCCGACCCCAAGCUCAUCCGCAUGAACUACCUGAAGACCUGGUUCGUCAUCGACCUGCUGUCCUGCCUGCCGUAUGACAUCAUCAACGCCUUCGAGAACGUGGAUGAGGGCAUCAGCAGCCUGUUCAGCUCCCUGAAGGUGGUCCGCCUGCUGCGUCUGGGCCGGGUGGCCAGGAAACUGGACCACUACCUGGAGUACGGGGCUGCUGUUCUGGUCCUGCUGGUCUGCGUGUUCGGACUGGUGGCUCACUGGCUGGCUUGCAUCUGGUACAGCAUCGGGGACUACGAAGUCAUAGAUGAGGCCACCAACACCAUCAAGAUGGACAGCUGGCUCUACCAGCUGGCUAACAGCAUCGGAUCGCCGUACCGCUACAACGCCAGUGGUUCUGGCCAAUGGGAGGGCGGCCCUGGCAAGGACUCUCUCUAUAUCACCUCUCUGUAUUUCACCAUGACCAGCCUGACGACCAUCGGCUUUGGCAACAUCGCCCCCACGACUGACGGGGAGAAGAUCUUCUCCGUGGCCAUGAUGAUGGUGGGAUCUCUGCUCUACGCCACCAUCUUUGGAAACGUGACCACCAUCUUCCAGCAGAUGUACGCCAACACCAACCGCUACCACGAGAUGCUCAACAACGUGCGGGACUUCCUGAAGCUCUACCAGGUUCCCAAGGGGCUGAGCGAGCGCGUGAUGGACUACAUCGUCUCCACCUGGUCCAUGUCCAAAGGCAUCGACACGGAGAAGGUCUUGUCCAUCUGUCCGAAGGACAUGCGUGCUGACAUCUGCGUCCACCUCAACAGGAAGGUGUUUAACGAACAUCCUGCCUUCCGAUUGGCCAGUGACGGCUGCCUGCGCUCGCUGGCGGUGGAGUUUCAGACGACGCACUGCGCCCCUGGAGACCUGAUCUUCCACGCCGGCGAGAGCGUCGACACCCUGUGCUUCGUCGUGUCGGGGUCACUGGAGGUCAUCCAGGACGACGAGGUCAUCGCCAUCUUAGGUAAAGGUGACGUGUUCGGUGACGUCUUCUGGAAAGAAACCACGCUGGCGCACGCUUGUGCUAACGUCAGAGCGCUAACGUACUGCGACCUCCACGUCAUCAAGAGGGAAGCCCUGCUGAAGGUGCUGGAGUUUUACACGGCCUUCGCCAACUCCUUCUCCCGAAACCUCAUCCUCACCUGCAACCUGCGCAAAAGGAUAAUUUUCCGCAAGAUCAGUGAGGUGAAGAAGGAGGAAGAGGAGAGGCAGCGGGCGAAGAACGAGGUGCAGAUCACCAUCCCGCAGGACCAUCCCGUCCGGAAGCUGUUCCAGAAGUUCAAGCAGCAGAAGGAGCUCCGCAACCAGGGAGCGGCAGCCGCCUCUCAGGUGGACCUGGAGAAGAACCAGCUGCAGGUGGAGCAGCACCACCAGCACCUGCACCCCCACAGUCUCCAGCUGGGUCACUCCAGCCUGCAGCACUCCCUGCCGCUCAGCCUGCAGCGCCCCCCCUCCUCCAUGCAGAACGGGGCUCCGCCCAGCAGCAGCGUGCUGACCGUGUCUCAGGUCACGCCCAUGCAGAGCUCGCUGGCGUACAGCCAUCCCUGCGAUCCUCUCGCCAAGCAGAACAACUGUGAUAUCAUGGAGCUGCAGCCCAGCUCAACUGGAGGGGGGUCUGAGCAGGCUGUCAGGCUCAAAGUCAGCGCCAGCCCUGCGCUCGGGAAGCCGGCUGUCAAACCUACCGGCUGGAUGCGCCUGAAAAACAACAUGGCUCCAGUGGAGGCCAGGAAGGAGGGGCUGAACAACAACGUGAAGGCGGUUUCUGUGGAGAUGCUCUCUCAGGAGGGUAAAGGUCAGGAAGCAGGGAGGAGUGGGGAUGUGGAGGAGGGCGGGGUGUCGAGCAACAAUCCGCUCCGCAAGACAGACUCCUGCGACAGCGGCAUCACCAAGAGUGAGCUGCGGAUCGACCGGGCGGGGGAGGCGCGGACCCCUGCAGCGGUCACCCCCCUCCUCCACAGCCCUCUCCCCGGAGGAGCGGGGUCGCCUCACCCUUUCUGCCCCAUCCCUGAGCAGGCCCUGCAGGCCGCGCUGCACGAGACCCGGCUGGAGCUCCGGGGGGACAUCCAGAGUCUGGGAGGCCGCCUGGGCGCCCUGGAGAGUCAGGUAGCUGAAAUUAUUAAACUGCUGUCAGACAAGAAGUCCACGCCGCCAUCGGCGGUGCCGUCAGCCUCCACCACGCCCAAAACCAAAAUCCAACGUCAGGACAUUUUCACCGUCUCCAGGCCUGUUUCUCCAGACUCAGAGAAGGACGAGGGGCUCUGAAGAGAGCUCAGCCAGUGGUGCAGAGAGUGUCCUCGAACAAACACUGAUCUCAUGGCACAUUGUGCGACUGUCAUCACAAUUAUCAGUCCGAGGUCACAGUCGUUUCCAGAUCCAGCUGCACCACUGGUCUCACUCCUCCGAGAUAACAAACUGGCUUCUUUAACAUUUGCACACUGACUUUUCUCUCUUUUUUGAUUGUACAUACCUCUCUAUGCAUGUCCAGCUGGAUUCUGGCCUGCCAAAGAAACGACUGAACGUACUUAUUGCCUGUAUAUUAUGCAGUUGACUGCAUGCAAAUCGAAUUUAAAGAGAACUGACAUUUUAUCGAGCUACACUGUACAUAUAAAUAUUUUUCAUUGAUAAUUUACUAUGUGGACAUUCAGGGUUUGCAUACUGGUAGCACUAUAAACACUGAAUAACUAAAAGGGUUUACUGGCAAAGGGAUUGUGCAUGGAUUAUUUAGAAAUAGAGACGUCGGACGGGGUGGAGGUUUGUUUUGUUCCUUUGCCUGUGAGAUGAUAGAAGUUUGAUUCUGCUCUCACUUCGUCCUCUAAGGCUCCCAGAUGUGAUGAAGCAGCGUCCCUCAACACGAGGAGGGAGUUCUCUCGUACGUUUUUAUAUCAAUUAUUGAUUUUUGCUUCUUAUGAUAAUUUCUAUUUUUGAUUACAGAAAUGUCAUGGCCUCUGUUUGAUGUCCGGUAAACCCUCGAAUGGUCAUUUUGUUAGAAUCCUCUUUGUGUCUAUGCAUCGCUCGGGUUUACGCCGCUAGAAUCUUCUGACUAUUAUUCCUUUUUGUUGAUGAUGUCGCUGAAUGAAGGAAGAGAGGUUUUUUUUUUUUGUGUUCCAUUCCUCUGCAUGAAUCAGGGAUGGCAGAAUGCACUUUGGAUAAUGCUGGGAUGACGAGAAGGCUUUGGGGAAAUAACACAGAGUUUAGUUCACAUAAAAGUCCACUCAGCACAGUGACAUGUAAUCCCACGGGCCCGGCACCACACGCGGCAGUCUUAACCAGCGAGCGUCUGACUGAAGCCCGUUCUGAAUUCCAUUAACGACAGCAGC